AUUUUGUAUGACCGCACCACCAGAGCUUCAUCUUCUCGAUCAGGGCGGGGACAUGAUCUACGCAUCGCCCAAAUGCAGCGAGAAUUGGAGGAGGAGGAGCGGGCAUUAGAGCAGCAACGGAAGAAGGAUGAAGAAACAAGAGCCCGGCUGGAAGCGAUGGAGCGGAUCUUAAACGCCGGAUAUCAGCCUCAUCCUCGGCCGUACAUAUUGCGCCCCGAGCAGACUCCUCAAGUUCCGCACAUGGGCAACAUGGAUUAUUAUUCUAACUCCGGAUAUAGUAGCAUGCCUAUGAUGGAUUCGGCAUUCGGAUCUCUGUCGCAUGGUUUCUUGAAUCAAUUUCAGUCAUCCGGAGGAUCCAGUCGUGGAGUGAACCGAGGAGGUAGCCGAGGAGGCAACCGAGGAGGCAGCCGAGGAGGAACCCGACCCGAAGACACCGUGGAGCCCGAAGAUGAGGAUGAUGAUGAUGAUGAUGAUAAUGAUGAAUUUGAUAAUGAUAAUCCUAAUUUUUAUCAUAAUGGAGUUCGAAGACCGGACAUGUAAUAGUACAGUUUUAUCAUUAACAUUUAACAUUAUUUUU
Molecule: messenger RNA, 577 nt
Organism: Cuscuta epithymum
Lineage: Eukaryota; Viridiplantae; Streptophyta; Magnoliopsida; Solanales; Convolvulaceae
Source: the annotation of a GenBank genome assembly